Messenger RNA from Momordica charantia (bitter melon), 1474 nucleotides. RefSeq names its product protein FEZ-like. The record is from RefSeq and is a predicted model, not a curated record. NCBI's taxonomy places the organism in Eukaryota, Viridiplantae, Streptophyta, Magnoliopsida, Cucurbitales, Cucurbitaceae. Gene Ontology annotation, molecular function: DNA binding. Gene Ontology annotation, biological process: regulation of DNA-templated transcription.
AACACCUUCUCAACUUUUAUCCUUUGUUCUUCAUUUCUUAGUAACAAAGGAAUUGGCUAGCUGAGUUGUUUAGGGUUUAUAGAGAGGCAAAAAGAAGACAACUUUUUUUUUCCCCUCUUUAUAUAAAUGGAGGAGAUAAGUGAUGCAGAAAGAUCAGUAGAGGAGGUGAUGUUGCCAGGGUUUCGGUUCCAUCCAACAGAUGAAGAACUUGUCGGAUUUUACCUCAAAAGAAAGAUCCAACAGCGACCUCUCCUUAUUGAGCUCAUCAAGCAAAUUGACAUUUACAAAUAUGAUCCAUGGGAUCUCCCAAAGCUGGCAGGAAGUGGAGAAAAGGAGUGGUAUUUCUACUGUCCUAGAGAUAGAAAAUACAGGAACAGUGCAAGGCCCAACAGAGUAACUGGAGCUGGAUUUUGGAAGGCCACAGGAACUGACCGCCCCAUCUACUCCUCCGAUGGAAGCAAAUGCAUUGGGCUGAAGAAAUCACUUGUGUUCUACAAGGGCAGAGCCGCUAAAGGGGUUAAAACUGACUGGAUGAUGCAUGAGUUUCGUCUGCCUUCUCUCACCGAUCCAGCUCCACCCAAGAGAUUCAUUGAUAAAACCAUUCCAGCAAAUGAUUCAUGGGCAAUAUGCAGAAUAUUCAAGAAAACCAACUCUACCGCGGCUCAAAGAGCUCUAUGUCUCUCUUCUUCUUCUAUCCCUCCAUUGUCUGAAAUCAACCCAUCCAACAAUGCUCUCACCAAAGAUGACACCUUUUUUUUCACAUCAAAAACCAAUUUACCGCCCUCCAAUAAUCCAUUUUCUUUCCCUAACGAGACCCACCAAUCUUCCAUUUCCAACACUGCUUACCCUUUUGACUUUAUUGCCUCCUGUAAGCCAUUCAACCCUCAAAUUACUAAUAGAGUACUCUCCCACCACCUUCCCAACUUUUUUGCUGGGCCCAUCACCACAGAACCAGAAAAAUCCAGAUCAGUGGACCUGUCUUCUAUUCUCCUCAACAUGUCAUCGUCAGUGCUUGGAGAUUUUGGUAUUGUCAAGCCCACCGACACCAUAGAUUUCCAUACGCAACAGCAGUUUAUUACAAGCAGCAGCAACUAUGAUCCGCAGAGUUUGUCACAUGAGAUGAUGCAAUCAGCUGGUGACCAGUUUGGGGCUAUAAGAUCCAGUAGUACUGUUGGAUAUCCACUGAAUUUGCCUUUGAAUUUGAGUGAUUCCGGGAAGUCAAGUUUUGUGUGGGAUUCUUCUUCUUCAUGCCCUAGUGAAGUUUCCACUAGUUUGUCUACAACUAAUUGCUACACCUGAUCAUCCAUUGAAUCUGAGUAGAAACUUUUUAACUGCUUUUUUAUUUAGGUGUUUAUGUAGUUAAGUUAGCUAGAAAUAGGGUUUAGUUUCCAAUGGUAGGAAAUACUACUCUUCAGUUGAUAUGUAAAAGCUGUUCCAUCCGCAAAAGUUUUUGCAAAUCAUUAAAGUGUGAGUU